Messenger RNA from Melitaea cinxia (Glanville fritillary), 726 nucleotides. RefSeq lists its product as uncharacterized. The transcript has a single exon. Lineage: Eukaryota; Metazoa; Arthropoda; Insecta; Lepidoptera; Nymphalidae. The coding region runs from base 1 to 726 and encodes 241 amino acids. The record is from RefSeq and is a predicted model, not a curated record.
AUGGAGAUCGAAAAACUGUGGUCCAAUGUAAAGACCACUAUUGUCGAUAUUAUUUUAACUGAACUAUCGCCAAUUAGGGAAGAAAUUGCUGCCUUUAAACAAAGCAUAUCAUUCAUGAGUAGCCAGUACGAGAGUUUAUGCAAAAAAAUCGAUAUGAUGGAUAGUGAAGUCAAAACACUCCAGGCAACCAAGACGGCUGUUGGCGAGAUAAAGAGCAGUAUUAUUGAGCUGGAGUCUCAAGUGAAUAACCGUGAGCAGUGGGCUAGACGAUCCAAUGUCGAGAUCUACGGUGUACCGGAAAGAAAAGGCGAAAAUUUAAUGCAUAUUUUGGAGUGUGUUUCUAAGCGAAUUGAUUUCCCUCUUGAUAUCAGCCGCGAUGUGGACUUCGUAACUCGUGUGGCAUCCAAGAACAGCGACUCUAAAAGAACCAAACCUAUAAUAGUGCGAUUUUUGGCGCGCUAUAAAAAGGACGAUUUCUUGAGUUUGGCGAGAAAGUUUAAAUUUAGCGCUAACGAUCUUGGCUUUAAGGAUGACAACUCUAAAAUAUUUUUCAACGAUCACCUAACGAGUGUUAACAAGUCUCUUUUACAGCGAGUUAAAGUAAGGGCUAAAGAAAACAAGUACUUGUAUACAUGGGUUAAGAACUGUGCUAUUAUGGUGCGCCGAACAGAUACUAGUCCUAUCAUACAUAUUUCGAGCGUUUCGGAUUUAAACAAAAUAAAGUAA